CGUCUGCUGUGUGGCCUUUGCCCUCAACCCUUCUGAGUCACAGUGAGGCCCACCGAGCUUGUUCAUUUUGAUCUGGACCGCACCCCGGACCUGCCGCCUCACUGGGGCAGGCGGGGCGGUUUUAACAAACUUUCCUGGCAUUCGUGCGCUCUAGGGUCUAAGGCAUAAAAACUGUUCCAGGGUCUCUACAGCCCCGCUGCCCUAGAUAUUCAUCUCCUGAAGUGUGCAGGUGGAACUAUCAUCAUCUGGACAGCCCCGUUCAUUCGUCUCUGUGGUUACUGAGCACCCACCAGUCCAACAACUGCAGACUGGCUUUACCGAAAUAUUCACCACAGCUUGAUGUGCCCAUAAACUAUUAGAGCUGGAAGGACCUUAGCGAAGGCAGCUAACAUGAUUGGGGCGUUUCCCAUGAUCAGGUCCUGUUCUAUACACUUGAUUUGUAGUGAAGCAUUAAUUCUUCACCACAGCCUUAUAGCUGUAGCAGGCCUUUCUUAACUGCAGCACAGCGAAAUUAAGACACUUGCCCCAGAUCAUGCAUAGGGAGAAUUCAAACCCAUAUGAGUUCACCUAGUGAUCAUGGAUCGUAGAUGAUGGUAGCAGAUUCCAGAAUGGCUACGUGACUAUUAAUUAUUGGGGAAGUAUUUAGUUUAAAACCUUUGUUGAUACGACUUUUGCACAUUAGUGUUCCUAAUUUUAAAUUCAGACCAUAUUUGGUGAUAUAUAUGGUAAGGUACACACACACACAUCUUUGCUAUAAGGUUUGGUACCUUCAAGAUAGUUUAUGCGCAGGCUACAUCUUUUUAUAAAUCCAUGGACGCUACUUAGAUGAAAUGUUUGGGAUUUAUAUACCAAUAUUCACAAAUUUAGACUCGUAAGAUCUGGAUUUGAAUCUUGACUGCUACUUUGGAGUUUGGUUUUUGCCUGGAAAAUGAAAAGAGAAAUACUCAUUUCCUCCUCUAGUGCCAAGUUUUGAAAUAAGGUGUACAAAAUUCUCAAAGAGUCCAUUCAUGAUCUAUGAACAGGCACAUUCUCUGAAGAUAAGAGUUCCAUUUUAUCCCUUUUUCUUGGAUUUUGGAUCAUUUGUUACAUAAUUAUAAGCAUGGAUCUUGAUGGCUCUGAACAAGAUCCUGAAAUGAAGGAAUAUUCUUCUGUCUGUGUUGGCAGAGAAGAUGACAUUAAAAAAUCCGAAAGAAUGACAGCUGUUGUCCAUGAUAGAGAAGUAGUCAUUUUCUACCACAAAGGAGAAUAUCAUGCUAUGGAUAUUCGCUGUUACCAUUCAGGAGGACCUUUACAUUUGGGAGAAAUAGAGGAUUUUGAUGGACGGCCGUGUAUAGUUUGUCCCUGGCAUAAAUACAAAAUUACUUUGGCAACAGGAGAAGGACUAUAUCAGUCUAUAAACCCUAAAGAUCCAUCAGCAAAACCCAAGUGGUGUUCCAAAGGAGUAAAGCAAAGGAUUCAUACAGUGACAGUGGACAAUGGGAAUAUUUACGUGACUCUUUCUAAUGAACCUUUUAAGUGUGACUCUGAUUUUUAUGCCACUGGAGACUUCAAAGUAAUUAAGAGUCCUUCCUGAUAAAAUUAUAUGGCAAUGAAAAGUGUUGUGUAUGUUUUGAAAAUAAUAAUAUAUUGUUUAAAUAAUACCUUGCUUAAAUACCAAAGAUGAUUAAUUUUUUCCAGCAUAGGCACAUUUAUUACUUAUCGUUAAAAAUCAUGUAAUCUGAGAGGUUCAAAAGCACAUGAACUGAGUAUGAUGUAAGGAUUAUCAUCAGGAUUUAUAGAAUACAUUUCAUCCAAUUUUCUGGAUUGAUUAGGACCUGAAGGUUAUAGAUCUGGUAUGUGCCUUUUAAGAAGGAUGAAAAUAAUUUGAAGUAACUAAAAUGAAGAAAAGGUAAAAAAUAACAUCUACUAAGAAAAAUUUGGGUGGAAAAAAACCUAUUUGUUGUAGCAGAUUUCAUCAUGGAAAAGUUUUAAUAUAUACAAAGGAAACAGAAUAGUAUAAUAAACUCCCAUCGCCCAACUUCA
Messenger RNA from Pteropus alecto (black flying fox), 2022 nucleotides. It is a transcript of the gene RFESD, whose product is annotated as Rieske Fe-S domain containing. The record is from RefSeq and is a predicted model, not a curated record. Lineage: Eukaryota; Metazoa; Chordata; Mammalia; Chiroptera; Pteropodidae. Gene Ontology annotation, molecular function: 2 iron, 2 sulfur cluster binding. Bases 1100 to 1573 code for a protein of 157 amino acids. The transcript has 5 exons.